UUUGCAUUUUCGCGCGUGAGCUGACUUUUCUUCCUUUCAGUAUCAAAACAAUGACGAUUAUAAACCAUUGAAUUAAUGUUAUAAACCAAACAGUAUGCAACUACAGUCGGUGUUCAAUUAAUUGAGGGGUUUUAAUUUUCUGUCUAACGGUAAUUUAAACAUGUUGGAAACCUAAGGCAUGGACAGAAAUCACUCGAACCUGGGCAGACCACCGCCAAAACUUCGUUACUUCAAAAGUAAUGAAAGACCAUAUCCAUGUCAAACGGCAAAUGUACGCAACAUCGAGGACUGUUUUGAGCUGGAUUCUUCAUCUGAUGCAGGGAGUGAACUGUCUGCACUUUCUCCACUGACCAAGACCCUAUCAGAAGACUCAGAGGUGCUAGGUAUUAUGUUGCUACCAGUAACGGAGACUUCAGAGAGUCCACUGUGCAGUGAGAAGAAUCCAUCAGAGAAUCCAUCUGAAGAGUUUGUCCCAGAGAAGGUAUCAAGCCCACUGGGACUGGCAACAGAAGACAGUGAUGGACAUGGGGAUGGGAGGGCCAGGGCUUCUCCCCUGCUUUUUGAGAUUGAGGGUGAAGUUCCAGAGAGCGGUUCUACAAAGAUUGCACAGUCUAAGACGGAUCAGUUGACCAGAAAGGACUUUGAUGAGUCCAGUGAAAGCGAGUUGGAAUCGCCUCCAAAAAAAAUUGUUUUGGAGAAACGUCCAAAAGUUUCAACUGACUGCAAAGAGAAAAUCAAGGAAUCCUGGGAUUAUGAUUGUGAGCCAUCAACUACACCUGUGAAAUCGAAGGAUUGCCCAAACCUUGGCGAAAUGCAUGGCAACAAUAUUGUAUCUUCUGAGGUCAAGCCAUUAGAAGAAGGAAGAGAAUGUUCAGCAUUUGUCCUAAAACUAAAAGAUACUGGUCGUUCAAAGUCAAUAGGUUUUAGGAAAGAGACCUCACCUGUUCCGGCUUCUCAUUUAGAAGCUGACGAAGACUUUUUGAUAUUGGAAGAUGAAAUUCUGAAAAGUCCGCGUUGGUUUUCUUUUCCAAAGAGGACAGAAUUAAAGAGAAAUAAACUUCCACAUGAAGACAACAGAGAGGCAGUAAAACAUAACAAAGAGGGGAACGCAGCAGAUGAAAACCACAGUUCACCUCAAAAUUCAAAGAAUAAAGAAAAGCACAGUAAGGGGACCAAGUGCAAGAAAACCAAUGCAGUUUGUACUGUCGACCAGAAGACGGAGAGAAAAAGAGUAAAAAGUGCUGAUGAGAGGCCUUUGGACAUCCCUGCCACUGUACAGUCAAAGACCACACAGAACUGUUUGGAAGGUCAGGAAAAUGUGGUUGGUCAUACAGAGAGGGACACUGCAGAUGUUGCAGAGGAAGAUGAUGUUCCUGUUUUGUUGCCUUCAGCUUGUUCAGCAAGCGACUUUGAAAUCAACGAACAAGCGGAUAAGAAAAAUAAGAGGAAUGAGAAGCAAAAAGAAAAAUGCCCAAAGGUAUCCAGGAAGAAACCUGUGAAUCAGAAGAAGGGUGAGGUGGCAGUGCCAUCAAGUAGGCCUGUGACCGAUGUAGCCCCAGAAGGUCAGAAACGGGGCAAGAGGAAGAGACCGAAGCCAGAAGUUCUUGGUCUCCCGGAGGAAUGUGAGAAAAGAGUGGUGAAUGGAGGUGAUGUUGACCUAGGUCAUGAUCCCUCACCUUAUCCAGACCGCCAUCACGCUCCCACACCAGAGAAGAAACAAAAGAAGUCUAAAGAGAAACAAAGGCGUAGACACCUAGAAAGCACUGUAAAUCAUGAGACUGACCGGGUGGACACAUCCCCGAUUAUCUCUGAGAAUGAGACUCAACAGAAAGGUCAUGAACCGGGCAGAAGGCAGAGACAGAAGCCUGGAUCCUGGUGGCUUGUUAACCAAGAGGAACGGGCCGGGAGUGAGAGUCAAAGGGAAGUCCCUGCCUGGCACAAGCAACCCGGAAGAAGAUCUGGCCAGUCUAGACAGUCCGCACACCAGAAUCGUACAAGUUGCGCUCCAAGUCCCUUGCUGGAGAAACAACAGAGGACCGUUCCUCAUAACCAGCUGUGUAAAGAAUCUGAGGGGCUUGUUAAAAGCUCUUUGCAGCUGUCCCGCCAAAAACCCGUGAAGAAACGCACUGCAAAAGUUCUACCAAAACCACACGGGGCUCUGAAAUCAUCUCAAAAAGCUUUUCAAAAGAGUGAUGAUAUCCUGAGUUCUGCAAUGCCCAGGCUUACACCAAGGAAUGUCAGAACCUCUUUAGCCUCUUUUGGUUCCAUUUUCACUUCAGGCGGUGCAAAAACUACUACUGCCAGGCACAGUGCAUCAAGGAAAACAGUUGGCUUACCAAUAGCAGAAUUGCCUUCUUGGGAGGAGCAAUACGUCCCUUCCAGGCCUGGUAGACUUAGUUGUGAUUACUGCCAAGGUGCCGGCGACUACCUAACAAAUGACCAAAAUGCCUGUAUACAGGCACUGGGCACCGAGCCCAGAGAAGGUAUUAGCCCAAAAUAUUUCACUGCAAGAUCUCCCUCUAUGACAACAUAUGGAAAACAGACUGGAGGAAGGAAUCUCGCUGGGGACAAUAGAAGGAUCCUCCAGUUCGAUCAGCUACAGUCUGAAGUUGAUGUUUGUAAAGGCUUUAAAAGUGGCCCAUCCUCAAUGAUUGAAGUCGACGAAAGGACUAUGCCAUCCAGUCAAAACGCUCCCCAUGUUCUGUCAGAGUUUCAAAUGUGUGGAGCACCGCUAAAACCUAUAGCCUUGCAGGUGGAAGACAGAGAGGACCUUGUUAAGUGGCUGAAAAAUGUGUGGUCCUCUCCAGAUGGUGCUGAGAUAAUCACCCCUGAGCACUUCCAGUGGUAUGCAUAUCGAGGAAGAGCCAUGGGAUUCAGGUCUGAUCUGCUCUAUGAGACCUUUUCUAAUGGGAAGAUUCUGCUUGGGUCUUACAUGAACAAGCCUUUGCAGGUGGAUAACAAUGCAAUAUAUGUUUACAACAUACUGACAAGCACUGUUUGUGUGACUAUAAAUGGAGUGAAGAAGGAGCUUUCGUCUGGCGAAACAUUUAUGAUUCCCUGCGGGCAUGCAUAUGGAAUGCGCAAUCUCACAGCAGAGCCUGCUGUGCUUCUGUACCACCGGAUGGUGGCAGAAAGCCCCGACAGCGGGUAGGAAGAAAGGAGUAGGUACAGUAAUGUGCUGGAAAAUGCUGUUUAUUCCAGAAACCUCAUUCUCCCUAUGGUGCCCGUUUGAGGAAAUUUUUUUGUUCAUGGGUGGCAUUCAUUUAAUAGCAGCUUAAAUGCAGCUUCUUGCAGUGUUCUGAAAUAUUAAAAUGGUUUGGCAGUACUUUAAGCAAUUAAAACGAACGCUUCAUUACUGCGAUGCUGUUCGCCGUUGGGUUUUAAAUAGACCCGUACACACUGGCUUAACUGUUUGGAGAGGGAGAGGCAAAUUGAUGAGGUUGUCCUUCUCUGUUUUAUUUGAAAGCCAGUUUGAAUAAUUAAACUUCAGGAUACACAAUAAUCAGUUAUAACAGUUGUGUGUCUUUCAUUUCCAUGUAUGAUAUAUGUUUAAUUCCAAAACAAGCUAAACAUUUUUAGUUCUCUUGGUUAAGCAUAUGAUAAUGGAUAUGGCUUCUGCCCACUCAUGAGGAGAUUUUGUGUAAUGAGCUGUAAAUUACGGGCAAGAAAAUUGAAUACAGUUUGGUUUAGCUUCUCUCAACUUUUACGGUCCCAGGACAACCUAAGUAUGUUCUGUGCUAGUUUGUGGCUUUUAUAUUUGUCUCCCUGUAAAAUUAAUUUUGCCUUUAUUAAUAGGUUAUAGAUUCUGUGGAUGCUAGGUUUUGCCUGAUAGUUGAUAUAUUUUGUUCUGUAAUUCUCUUGACUUUUGGAACAAAAGAAUGGAUACAUAUAAUUUAUACAAUUAAAUGCAAAGGUAUUGGAACAGUGAGACACAUUUUAGUGAAUUGGUGCAGUCUGUCUGCUUAAAUUUGAGGGUAUUUAGGAAUUUCAGCCCUUAUUAUACAUAGUCCACCAUUUUAGGGGAGCAAGAGUAAUGGGAUAAUUCACUGCUCACAUGUUUCUUGGCCAGCUGUAUACCUUUUUGCAUCAUUAGUUCAUGAACGAUAAAAAAAAAGGUUCAGUGUUGAAAACAUUGGGUGUCUCAAUUUUGCAUUUUACUUUACAUUGUAAUAACUUGUGAUUGUGUAAUGUGAUUGCCAUUUUUAUUUUUGUACUUGUGUGAAGUUUCUUAAAGAGACUGUUUAAUAUCCUGCCUUGUAUUUUGUAAUUGUGAUCAUAAACUUGUCAAAACGUC
This is a messenger RNA of Conger conger (European conger), 4294 nucleotides long. RefSeq lists its product as uncharacterized. NCBI's taxonomy places the organism in Eukaryota, Metazoa, Chordata, Actinopteri, Anguilliformes, Congridae. The transcript has 17 exons. Bases 179 to 3151 code for a protein of 990 amino acids. The record is from RefSeq and is a predicted model, not a curated record.